Molecule: messenger RNA, 1502 nt
Organism: Adineta steineri
Lineage: Eukaryota; Metazoa; Rotifera; Eurotatoria; Adinetida; Adinetidae
Source: the annotation of a GenBank genome assembly
GAAAUACACCAAAUAUUGAAAGAGAUCAUCCACCAAUUAUUGGUCGAAUUUUAUGGGCACGACGAAUGUAUAAACGUAUUCAAAAUCCUUACGUUGAAUUUAUAAAACGAGUUGAACUAAAAGAUCAUCAUACUAUGAAAAAUAUUACAAAUAAUUUUAUAAUGAUUGCAAAUGGUUUUUCAAUUUAUGAACUAUUAUAUCAUCGGCAUUGGUAUAAUACAUUACCUGAUGUUGUUAAUGUUAUGUGUAAUCCAUUACUUAUACGACAAAAUGUUACUCGACAAUUAUAUAUUAAUUAUGAUCCAUUUAUUGAUGUUGUUUUACGUGAAUGUGAAUUACUUGCUCGGUAUUCAAUUACAAUGCCAGAUUUAGGAUAUAAAUUAUUAUUAGAUAGAGAUAGAAUUCGAUUAUAUUAUGAAAGACUAAAGAAAUUACUAAAAGAUCUUUCAAUACUAUUGGCGAAAGCACAUCCAGCUAGUUACGAACUCGUAGAAAAAGUUAUGGCACAAGUAGAUAAUACACUUUCAAUUGGUUUAAAUCGUCUUAAUUGGUUGUCAAAAAAUCUUGAUGAAUUAUUUCUUCCAGCUGAAGAAGAAAUUUCUCUUAUGUCAGAUUUUCUUAAUCAAAUAUCAUCAUUAAUAAUUCAUCGUAUAGAAGAACCAAUAAAUGAAGUAUCUCGUUUUGAAAUUCUUGAAUUUUCUAAUGAAUCAAUUGAUCUUAAAAAAUUUAUUGAUGAUAUUCGUCAACAAAUUAUUUCUAAAGCAGAAAAACUUAAUUCACUUUCUAUGCAAAUUGAAUCAGCUGUUUUACAUGUUAUUAAAAUGUUUUUUGAUAAAGCUGGUUAUAAAUCAAAACCAUUCGAACAAAAACUUGGAGAUAUUGAUAUUAUGCAACUAUCAACAAUGCAAAAAUUAGCGAUACAAAUGUUUACUCAAGAUUCAUCGACAUUAGAAAAAAAAUCAAGAAAUCCAACUCAAUUUAUGCUUCAACCAUCAAAUGAAUGGGAAAGAUUUAAUGAACUAUGUAAUGAAUUUCUUAGUUCAUUCGAAGCUCGUUUUAUCGAAGCAUUGACAUUAUGUGCUAAAAAUACAUUUGAAAUGAUUAAAAAUCGAGCUAAUCCAACAUUAAUACAAAUGAAACCUCGAUUAAAAAAACUUCGAUUAUAUCCUCUUGAUACUAUUGAUGCAAAUGCAAAUAGAAAUGAUAAUAGAAAAUAUCCAUUAAUAUUAACUAACGUUGAAUUACAAUCAUCAAUGAUUGUUCUAAAUCCAAGUAUUGAUGAAGUUCAACAAUUAAUGCACGAAUUAAUUAAUUAUGUUUUAAAUAUUUUUCAUGGUAUACGUAAAUGGGGUGAAGUACGAAUUAUUGAUAGUAAAUUAAUACAUAAUUAUCCAAUGCAUGAUUUUUCUGAAUUAUUACCAACAAAUGAUGAUUUAGAAUUACAUAAAUUGUAUGAUGAUGGAGAAGAAAAUUCAUGGCAAAUUCAACAAGGUGAAAAAUAA